Molecule: messenger RNA, 1491 nt
Organism: Spinacia oleracea (spinach)
Lineage: Eukaryota; Viridiplantae; Streptophyta; Magnoliopsida; Caryophyllales; Amaranthaceae
Product: V-type proton ATPase subunit d2
Exons: 10
Coding region: 262-1317 (351 amino acids)
Biological process (GO): proton transmembrane transport
Cellular component (GO): proton-transporting V-type ATPase, V0 domain
Molecular function (GO): proton-transporting ATPase activity, rotational mechanism
Source: RefSeq, a predicted model, not a curated record
CACUCAGUGCUUUAACAGACCAAUUGGCCAAGACCACCCGGCCAAGACCGAUAAUCAUCGUCAAUUCAUCAUUAUCACAAUUCAUCUGAUUUCAUCACCAAUUAAUCUCUUCUGUUGAUCUCCAACGUUUUGCGCACCUGUCACUCCCGUCUUCAAACUCUUCCAAUCACCCAUCUCUUGGGUGUUUCUCUCUCCUCUGUUCUUCGUCAAUUUCUCUCUCCUCCCGAUCUGCCCUAACAAAACCCACAAAUUUCCUUCAAGAUGUACGGAUUCGAAGGUAUGACCUUCAACAUCCAUGGAGGUUACUUGGAAGCCAUUGUUAGAGGUUACAGAUCUGGAUUGCUCACUGCUGCUGAUUACAACAAUUUGUGCCAGUGUGAGACUCUCGAUGACAUCAAGAUGCAUCUCUCUGCUACUGAUUAUGGUCCUUACCUUCAGAAUGAACCUUCUCCUUUGCAUACAACUACGCUUGUGGAGAAAUGCACCCUGAAGCUGGUUGAUGAAUACAAGCAUAUGUUGUGCCAGGCUACAGAACCAUUGUCAACCUUCUUAGAGUACAUCACGUACGGUCACAUGAUUGAUAACGUUGUUUUGAUUGUUACUGGAACCUUGCAUGAGAGGGAUGUUCAAGAGCUGUUGGAGAAAUGUCAUCCCUUGGGCAUGUUUGACAGCAUUGCUACUCUUGCAGUUGCUCAGAAUAUGAGGGAUCUGUAUAGAUUGGUGCUGGUUGAUACUCCCUUGGCUCCAUACUUUUCCGAGUGUAUUACAUCCGAGGACUUGGAUGAUAUGAACAUUGAGAUUAUGAGGAACACUCUAUACAAAGCUUAUCUUGAGGAUUUCUAUCGUUUUUGUCAGAAAAUUGGUGGUGCUACUGGGGAAAUUAUGUCUGAUCUUCUUUCCUUUGAGGCUGAUAGAAGAGCUGUCAAUAUUACAAUUAACAGCAUUGGGACUGAACUUACGAGGGAAGAUCGUAAGAAGCUGUACUCAAGUUUUGGUCUCUUGUUUCCUUAUGGACAUGAAGAGCUUGCUAUUUGUGAGGAUGUAGAUCAGGUCCGUGGUGUGAUGGAAAAAUAUCCACCUUAUCAGGCAAUAUUCUCCAAGAUGUCUUAUGGAGAAAGCCAGAUGCUGGACAAGGCGUUCUAUGAAGAGGAAGUCAAGAGACUCUGCUUAUCAUUUGAACAACAGUUCCAUUAUGCUGUUUUCUUUGCUUACAUGAGGUUGAGGGAACAAGAGAUUAGGAAUCUCAUGUGGAUAUCAGAAUGCGUAGCACAAAACCAGAAGUCCAGAGUGCAUGACAGUGUUGUCUUCAUUUUCUAGUUACACUCUGACCGAUUAUGAAGAAACCUUACGGAUUUUUCUGGAAAUACAUGAAUAAAUCUCGUGUUGCUUAUGCUUUGUACAUCUCAUUUCUUUCGUGUCACUUGUAGAAUUCAGUUGCAAACAUUAUUUAUAUUGCACAAGGUGGAAUAAAGCUUCUUAUCUUUGUAUCAA